This is a messenger RNA of Sabethes cyaneus, 5803 nucleotides long. Its product is annotated as proteasome-associated protein ECM29 homolog. Gene Ontology annotation, cellular component: nucleus; cytoplasm. Gene Ontology annotation, biological process: proteasome assembly. The record is from RefSeq and is a predicted model, not a curated record. Gene Ontology annotation, molecular function: molecular adaptor activity. Lineage: Eukaryota; Metazoa; Arthropoda; Insecta; Diptera; Culicidae. The transcript has 9 exons. The coding region runs from base 88 to 5712 and encodes 1874 amino acids.
AACGAACGUAGUUGAUAUUUAUUGUAAUAAUUAUUGUUUUCGCAUAGAUUCUAAUUGUGAAGUAAGUUUUAUAAAACGGUGUCCAGUAUGGCUUCGAAUCCCGCGGAAGAAUUAGAACUUCUCGAGCGUGUCCUGCUUCGGUUGGGAUGUGCCGAUACGGACGAACAGCUGCAGAACACCGUGAACAAGUUUCUGACACCGGUGCUGAUCAAAAUUACGUCACCGCACGAGGGUGUCCGGAAGAAGGUGAUGGAAAUUCUGACUCACAUCAACAAGCGUCUGAAGUCUCGGAAUCAGAUCCAGAUUCCGCUCGGUCCGCUGCUGCAACAGUAUCAGCAGUCCAGUUCGUCGUUUUUGAUCAAUUUUGCCAUUAUCUAUAUUACGAUGGGCUUCCCUCGUAUGACGGUAGAAGAGCAAACCGAAAUGGCUCCGCAGCUUUUGAAUUGCUUAGAAGGAAAACCAGAACCCCAUCAAGACAAAAUUCUAAUGCUGGUUAUGCCGCUGCUAGGGGAAAUAAAAAUUCCCGAAAAUCCGGAAAACCGAUCGGAGUUGUUGGGUUUGUCCGGCAAGCCGCACACCAAGCUGCAAUUUCUGUCUAUUUUGAUGGAUCUGCUGCUGUUACCCUACGGGACCAUCCCGGACCGGGAAGUUCCUCCUGGGAUGAGCAGUUACACUUUCAAGCGGGUUACCAGUGAACAUUUGAAGGCGGAGGAGCUGGAGCAGCUCAAGAAGGGUAUUGUUCGUAUUCUUUGCGCUGGUAUUUUCUCCGAGACGGAAACGUUAGCCCAUCUGAUUGUGGCAUCGGCGGACACGCGCUUUUCUGUCGCUACACCGGCUAUUGUGGAGCUGAAUAAGAUUUGCUCGUCACUUGAUUGGACAGAUCCAAAGUUGUCAGCACCAUUGUAUACGUUGUUCUCCGGCAAUGGUUCUAAGAUUCCGGAUCGCAAAACCAGCCCUGUGAGCACCAGAGUUCGUCAAAAAUUGUUUCAGCAUCUGUUGAAAUGUCGAGGCAAUGGAAUUAUCACCGCUAAAGGAAUUCAAAUUAUUUUUGAAGCCCUUUUCGGUGAGAAUACGAAUCAGAAGUGCAAAGUACUUGCUCUGCAGUUUGCUGAAAAGUUAAUCACGAAUGGCCAACCGGAUUUGAUAAAUAAACUAUCGAAGGUUCUGUUAACUGGGAUCUCCAAGUUGAUCGGUAUUGGUUCGGAGGAAGUUAACGAGGUUCAAAAUGCGGCGUAUAAUGCACUGGCACAGUUAGCCAUAGUUUGUCCAGCAACGGUCAAUCACGAUGUCCAGCUGGUUGCGUCGUAUUUUGAUCAUUUGUCGCAGGGUCCUGUUGAACUGCACUCAGCAAUUAGAGAUGCUUUGGUGGCUUUGGCACAGGCAUUCGAUUGGCGAAAGCAACCCAAAGGAAGCGAACCUCAAGAAGAGAAAGAUCGUGCUAUGCUGGCAGGCGGACGAUUUGUUCCGAAUUCGAAUCAAAUUUUGUUGCUCGGUUUGUUGGGCGAAAAGGCUGAAUCCAAGUUGACCAUAGUUCAGAAUGUGGCAUCAGUAUUCUUAACAACUUGCUUCCCGGACUUUUACGUACCAUCCAGAUACUUGCUGCUAAUUAUUUGUGGUGAAAGUUCUCAAUUAAGAGAAAUGAUGACCACCUAUCUGUAUGGAGUAUCGAAAAAAGAUCAUCUAAACUAUGGGUCUAUUCUAUCAUACGAAAACUACAAAGAGGAGGAAGCUGAUCAUCCAGAAAAACCGAAUCCGUUUUCGGCUACCAACGAACCAAAGCGAAUUGUAUUGCCAUGCUUCCGUGACAUGGUCGAAUAUGUGGCUGCCAAAUCGGAACGUAAGACUGCAACGAUCAUAGAUCGUCCGGGAUAUGGUAAAGUAAAACUACCGUACAAUUUCGAUACCUAUAUAGAGAUUUUAGAUUAUCUACGACUGUGUCUUCUGUUCAACGCUGGUGUAGAUACUGACCCCAGCGAGGACAAGGAAAUGCUCAAAUUGACUGGAUUUCUGCAGAAAUUCGCUGCUGACAGUGCCAACGAAGAGAUUAUUCGAAAAUAUAACGAGUUGAUCCGCAAAUUGGUUAUUGUUCGCAAAGGUACCACCGAGCUAACCUGCCUGUUUGAUCUGGUGAACGGCAUACCGGAGGUUUUAGCGAAGGACAACAAAGAUCUCCUCGGUACGCUGGGAUCGUCUUUGAAGGAAAUUUCCGAACCAACUCGGGCUCUGAUCGCAAAAGUUUACGGAGUUUUGCUAGCGUACAACAGUGAUGAGAGCGAGCUGGAAACGCAAAUUAAAGAGCUGCUGGCUCUCACCAAUAAGUCUCUGGAGAAUCGUCAUGGAUCAAUCCUAGCGGCAGCCAACGCGAUCCACCGCAAGCUAAUUCUCACCCCCGAGUUGCAGGAUUGGAAAAUCUUCAAAGAUCUAGUUUCACUUCUAAUCGCUCUGCUAAACGACCAGCAAUCGCUACUGCAAUCGGCUUCGAUUAAAAGUCUGAGUCUAAUUGGAUCCACCUCUAAGCUGCCACUUGCUGCUUCCGCUGACGAGUCUGCUGACGAACCAAUGGAUACCAAUCAAAGUGAUCAGCAGCCGAACACAAAAACCAGCCUGUUUAAAGCCCUGCUAACCCUACUUCAGAGUGCUCACACGAAAGCCAAAAUCCGCGAGGAUGUGGCGCACUGUUUGGGAUAUCUGGCCGUGGGGGAUUCGGAGUUUUUUGCAAAACGACUCCUGGAAGCCAUGCUCGGAUUACUGAAAAUGAGUAAGGAUCCGGCUUUGAAUAUUGCCAUGGGACAAGCUUUGGUUUACACUCUACAGGGCUUGUCGAGUGGCACGAGGCAAGCCGACCGGGACACGGCCGGGAAUGUCAGUGACGAACUGCUCAGUUGGUUUUUGAUUGAGUUGGUUCGCAAGGUUAACGAACCGCACGCCUAUCUGAAGCAGACCUGUGCCAUUUGGCUGUUGGCGAUUGUGAAGAACUGCAGCAAGCGUAAACCGGUGGGCGAUAAUCGACAGAUUCUUCAAUUGGCUUUCACGGAUUUGCUCUCGGAGGACAAUGAACUCGUACAAGACGUAGCCUCCCGUGGUUUGGGAAUAGUUUACUCCAUCUCUAGUAAUGAUAAUCAGGAGGAACUGUCCAAUCUGUUGCUGGAUCAACUGGUGGGUGGGCGACGGCAGGUACAGAAGGUUACCGAAGAUACAAAGUUGUUUGAGGAAGGAAUGCUUGGGAAAGCUCCCACUGGGGGCAACCUCACCACCUACAAGGAACUGUGCAGCCUCGCAUCGGAUUUGAACCAACCGGAAAUGAUCUAUCAAUUCAUGCAGCUGGCCAACCAUAACGCCACCUGGAACAGCAAGCUGGGAGCAGCCUUCGGGCUGCAAUCGAUUUCCAAGUCGGCCAAGCUAAAGAUGGAACCAUACCUGGGCAAGAUUGUGCCGCGUCUGUUCCGCUACAAGUACGAUCCGACUCCGAAGAUACAGAAUUCGAUGAUCUCCAUUUGGGACUCGGUGGUUAGCGAUAGCAAGGCGACGGUUGAGCUGUACUAUUGGGACAUUUUGGAGGAUGUUAGUCGGAAUUUGACCUCUCCGGAGUGGAGAACACGCAUCGCGUGCUGUUUGGCUGUGCGUGACUUGAUUAAGCGACACGCUGGGCUAAAGCUACGCUCAGAGGAGCUUCCAGCGAAGAAGACUGCCGAUGCGGAGUCGGUAGAACCCAUGGAAGUAGAUGAGAAAGCAGUUCCGGAGCCGGAAUUGGUUCUCCUAUGGAGUCAGCUCUUUCGAGUGAUGGACGAUAUUCACGAGGGCACUCGAUUAGCAGCCGAUGGCACGGCAGCUGCUCUCAGUAAAGUGUGUGUGGUUGCUGCCUCUAGCGACCGGAGCAAAUCGGGAUUGGGUGUGUCUAGCUCAAUUAUUCCACUGUUCUUGGAGACCGGAGUUACGCACACCGUACCGGAGAUUAGAAAACUAAGCAUUAAAACACUUUCGGAUUUGAUUGACUCAGCUGGAGCACUUAUUUUGCCUCACUUAACCAGUUUGGUACCAUGCUUGUUGCGUGCCACUGGUGAGCUGGACUCAGCGAAGUUGUCCUACAUCUCGACAAUGAUGGCCGGUCAGAGUGGCACGCAGGAGGUAGUGGAUUCGAUGAGAGCAGAGGCUGCCAAACAACACUACACCAUGGAAACUUUGUCGAAAUGCAUAAGACACAUUGAUUUCGCGACUUUGGAAAAGAUGACACCCGCGGUGUUGGAUGUACUUAAAACUGGCGUUAAUUUGGGAACGAAAGUGGCUUGUGCUCAUUUCAUUUGUCUGAUCAGCAUCCAACUUGGGUCGGAAAUGCAGCCACUGACAAGCAAGUACUUGGGCGUUUGUUUCAGCGGAUUGUCCGAUCGUAAUGCUACGGUGCGAAAGUAUUUUGCUUCGGCCAUUGGACAUCUGAUGGGAACGGCCAAAGAACAGUCGAUCGUUCGGCUGUUUGCCAAACUGCAGGAGCUGUAUUUCGAGCAGCCAUCUAAUCGUGCGGUUCCACUAACGAUUCAAUCAAUCAACAAGCGACAUCAGGAGGUUCUGAAGGAUUAUUCUUCCAACGUUUUGCCGCUGAUGUUUUUCGCGAUGCACGAAGAGGUGACGGAUGAUAACAAAUCCACUAACGAGCUGUGGCAGGAAUUGUGGCAUGAAAUAAACACCGGCGAUGCUGGGUUACGCAUGAACUUGCCAACAAUUUUGGAAAUUCUAGAAAGUAAGCUCAAUGAUCCUUCCUGGCUGUUGAAGGCACAGGCAGGUAACGCAAUCGGUACGUUAGCUACUAAGCUAAGCUCAAAUCUUAAUGAUGAAGUAAGACUAAAGUUGAUUGAUUUGAUCCUGGCCAACAUAGCUGGCAGGACUUUUCAUGGAAAAGAGAAACUUUUGCAAGCGUUGGCGAGUUUGUGUAAGAACCUGAAGAAAGACACUAAUCACUACACUCGAAUCAUAGACGCUGUGAUGAAAGAGUGCCGCAAAGAAGAGCCAGUCUAUCGGACCCAUGCACUGAAAUCUUUGGGUAACAUUUUGGACGAGCUGAAGGAAGAUCGAUUCGAGGAAGUUUACAAUAUGGUUUGGUACCUGCUGGAUAAGCAGGACCUCUCGGAUGACGAUAAGGAUGACAAGGAGGUGGUGUCGUCGGACGAGAAGAACAAGCAGAUGUUGAUUUUUGUCAACCUGAAAGAGACGGUUUGCGAAACGCUGGGAAAGGCAUGGCCUGAGCACUCGAUGGAAACGCAAGAGCGCUAUCAGGUUCGAUUCGUUCAAAAGUGCGUACAGUGCUUGAAGCUGAACACCCGGCAGGUACAGAUAUGUCUGCUGCAGUCGCUGGGAAGAUUCCUGGAACGGCUACAUCUGUUAAAAAAGGAACCGGCAUCGCCGGAGGUGGAAGGAAAUAAGGAGAAAAAGGCUAAAGUUGAGGCCGAGAGCAGCGAUGCUGUUUUAGAGGACAUCUGCAAGACGGUACUGUCGGCGAUCGUGGAAGUGGCAGGAAUUCCCCACACCGGAUUGAAGAAAGAAGCUCUGAACAUAAUGUUGAUUUUGAUCAAUAAACUAAAGGCGAAAGAUUCAUCAUCGCAGGCUGGUUCCGAGCUAGCGAUGGUUCGACAUACUUUCGAGCAGAUCUCGACCUUGCUCCAGAAGGAUGCAGCGCCAGAAAUCAAGUGUCGACUGAAGGAUAUUGAAGAUAAAUUGAAGUAAAUUAUUGCCACUAAGCACUCGAAGCAAAAUGCGCAAGUAAAUCUCAUAAAAAUUUAUUCCCAAUCACCAAACUCAUUCAGUGAAUUUACAA